GUCCCAACAGCAAAGCCAUCCACCUGGAGCUUCUGACAGCCAGGAGGCGCGGCGCUCCAGCCCUUCGCGGACCGACCAUAGAGCUGUAAGACCUCCGGGCUUCCUAGAGAGCUUCCGGAAGUGGCUGUGGGGGCAAGAUGCGUGCUGGCCGGUUCUGCGGCUCCGAGGGUUUAGAAGUUAACGGCUGGAGGGGUCCCGCCUGGGUUCGGUGUCCGUCGCGUCUCCUCGCGCUCUUCCCGGUCCGCGCUGUGCCGCCUUCCGCCCUCGGGCAGCGUGCGGAGCUCUCGAAGUGCCCUGGAGGUCCACUGAAGACUUUUAAGAAGGUAUAGAAGGUAAAGGAAAGGGCCUUUUAAGCUUUUCUGGCCCUAAAUGGCUGCAGAAUCAAGAAAGCCUUCAGCCCCAUCUCCACCAGAUCAGGCUCCUGAAGAGGAUCUUGUCAUUGUCAAGAUAGAGGAGGAUCAUGGUUGGGAUGAGGAAUCUAGUGUGCAUGAAAAUAAUAUACCUGGCCAAGAACUGUUCCGCCUGCGCUUCAGGCAGUUAUGCUACCAGGAGACAUUAGGACCCCGGGAAGCUCUGAUACAGCUCCGUGCACUUUGCCAUCAGUGGCUACGGCCAGACUUGAACAGCAAGGAACAGAUCCUGGAGCUGCUGGUGCUGGAGCAGUUCCUGACCAUCCUGCCAGGGGAGCUGCAGACUCUGGUUAAAGAACACCAAUUAGAAAAUGGAGAGGAGGUGGUGACCCUGUUGGAGGACUUGGAAAGGCAGAUUAAUAUCCUAGGACAGCCAGUCUCAGCUCGUACACAUGGGCACAGAGUACUCUGGGAAGAAGUCAUUUCUUCAGAAGCUGCACCAGAACCUCAAAGCACUCAACUCCAACCAAUGGCAAUCAAACAUAAAUCUCCAGUGCCCCAGAAGCCACAGGACAGAGGAGAAAGACCAGAUUUCACUUAUAAGGCCAUGUCUACUACUCAGAGUCCUACUCCUUCCCAGAAAGGAAGUUCUGGAGAUCAGGAGGUGACAGCUAGACUUCUCACUGCAGGGUUCCAGACUUUGGAAAAGAUUGAAGACAUGGCUGUGUCUCUUAUUCGAGAGGAGUGGCUUCUUGAUCCAUCACAGAAGGAUCUGAAUAGAAAUAACAGGCCUGAGAAAUACAGAAACAUGUUCUCCCUGGAUGGUGAGACCAGGAGUGAGAACAAGGAAUUAUUUUCAAAACAGGUAAUAUCUUCUGGAAUCCAGCCACAUGGACAAACAGCUGCUAAGUGCAACGGGGAUGUUAUUGUGGGUCUUGCACAUGGAGAAACCCGAGACCUUCUGGGCAGAUUAGAGAGGCAGCAGGGAACUCCCACACAAGAGAGACGGCAUAAAUGUGAUGAAUGUGGGAAAAGCUUUGCUCAGAACUCUGGCCUUGUUCGACACUGGAGAAUACAUACUGGAGAGAAACCAUAUCAGUGUAAUGUGUGUAGUAAAGCCUUCAGUUACAGGUCAGCCCUUCUUUCCCAUCAGGAUAUCCACAACAAAGUAAAGCGCUAUCAUUGCAAGGAAUGUGGUAAGGCCUUCAGUCAGAACACAGGUCUAAUCCUGCACCAGAGAAUCCACACUGGGGAGAAGCCCUAUCAGUGUAAUCAGUGUGGGAAAGCCUUUAGUCAGAGUGCAGGCCUUAUUUUGCACCAGAGAAUCCACAGUGGAGAGAGACCGUAUGAAUGUAAUGAAUGUGGAAAAGCUUUUAGUCAUAGUUCACACCUCAUUGGACAUCAGAGAAUUCACACUGGGGAGAAACCCUAUGAGUGUGAUGAGUGUGGGAAAACCUUCAGGCGCAGUUCACAUCUUAUUGGCCAUCAAAGAAGCCACACUGGGGAGAAACCCUACAAAUGCAAUGAAUGUGGAAGGGCCUUCAGUCAGAAAUCAGGCCUUAUUGAACAUCAGAGAAUCCAUACUGGGGAAAGACCAUAUAAGUGUAAAGAAUGUGGGAAAGCUUUCAAUGGGAACACUGGUCUUAUUCAGCAUCUAAGAAUACAUACAGGGGAGAAGCCCUAUCAAUGCAAUGAGUGUGGGAAAGCCUUCAUUCAGAGAUCGAGCCUCAUUCGACAUCAGAGAAUCCACACUGGAGAGAAGCCUGAAACCGCAGGAGUUAGGACAAAUGCGUUUUUGCUUUGCUCCUCUGGCCCUGUUCUCACGGGAGCCCCUCACCUCUCCAUUUCCCCUCCUCGGCACAAACAAAGCUGGCGCCCCACCUUGGCGAGGUCGGGGCGAGGCUGGCUCUGGGUCGAGCCGCAGUCCUGUGCCGCCUGGACCUCAGAACUGCAAGCAGUCUGUGGAGCGACAGGCUGGUUGUGCUCAACACUGAAUUUCCGGAGGGGAAUCAAGACCAGUGUUGUAAGCAAGACAUUAACUUUGAAAGAAGAGUUUGUAAGAAUGGGCCCAGAUCCAAAGGUCUCUAACAUGCGUACUAAGGAUUCUUUACAGAUUCCUGUGAAUGAAAAAGUCCCUCAGUAUCAGGACCAGUUAGAAAAUUAUAAAGGCCGGUGCACAGAGAGGAGACGGCAUAAAUGCAAUGAAUGUGGAAAGAUAUUUACCCAGAACUCAGUUCUUGUUCGACAUCAGAGAAUUCACACUGGAGAAAAACCCUAUGAGUGUGAUCAUUGUGGAAAAGCCUUCGGUGCACGGUCAACCCUCACUGUGCAUGAAAGAGUCCACACUGGAGAGAAACCCUACAUCUGUGACAAGUGUAAGAAAGGCUUUAGUGUGAGAGGACACCUGGUUAUUCACCAGAGAGUUCACAACGGAGAGAAGCCGUAUGACUGCAGAGAAUGUGGGAAAGCAUUCAGUGUGCGCUCAGACCUCACCAAACAUCAGAGAGUACACACAGGUGAGAAGCCAUUUGAGUGUGAUGAGUGUGGGAAAGCAUUCAGUGUGCGCUCAGACCUCACCAAACAUCAGCGAUUACACACAGGUGAGAAGCCAUUUGAAUGUGAUGAGUGUGGGAAAACUUUCAGUGUGAGCUCAGCCCUCAUCAAACACCAGAGAAUCCAUACAGGAGAGAAGCCAUAUAAGUGUAAGGAGUGUGGCAAAGCCUUCAAUGUGAACUCAGCCCUUACUAAUCACCAGAGGAUUCACUCUGGAGAAAAACCAUAUGAGUGUGGAGAAUGUGGAAAAGCAUUCAGUCAGAUUCAAACUCUUGUUCAUCACCAGAGAAUCCACACUGGAGAAAAACCCUAUGAGUGUGAGGAGUGUGGGAAAGCUUUCCGAAGAUGCUCAAAUCUUACCAAACAUCAGAAAGUACAUGCCAAAAGAAAAUGUCAGCAAUGAUGUCUGUGCUGAAG
Messenger RNA from Phodopus roborovskii (desert hamster), 3320 nucleotides. Its product is annotated as zinc finger protein with KRAB and SCAN domains 8. Lineage: Eukaryota; Metazoa; Chordata; Mammalia; Rodentia; Cricetidae. The record is from RefSeq and is a predicted model, not a curated record. Gene Ontology annotation, biological process: central nervous system development; regulation of transcription by RNA polymerase II. Gene Ontology annotation, cellular component: nucleus. Bases 370 to 3306 code for a protein of 978 amino acids. Gene Ontology annotation, molecular function: RNA polymerase II cis-regulatory region sequence-specific DNA binding; DNA-binding transcription factor activity, RNA polymerase II-specific. The transcript has 8 exons.